AUGGGGCGCUCACAGGAGAAGUCGGCACGCGCUCCUUGUUCACACACACCCAACGCUUGGACAAAGAGAGACACUCCAGAUGAGCUGGAGUUGGAGCUGGACACUAAAGAUGACCUCAUCAGACAGCUGCAGACGGAAUUGGACCGACACCACAAAGCUCCACAAUACCCAGGGACCACUGGGAGCACAGAACACAGUCUGGACUCUUCCAGGGGUUUAUUUGAUGAUGACACAACAAGAUUUUAUACAGGCUGUAUUGUAGAGGCCUUGUCCUUCCUCCAUGUUAGAGGGAUCAUCUACAGAGACCUCAAACCUGAAAACAUCCUACUGGACCACAGAGGAUAUGCUAAACUGGUCGACUUUGGCUUUGCUAAGAAGGUGGGUCUUGGUCAAAAGACGUGGACAUUCUGUGGCACUCCAGAGUACGUGGCCCCAGAAAUCAUUCUGAACAAGGGACAUGAUGUUUCGGUUGACUGCUGGUCCCUGGGGAUACUCAUCUACGAACUGCUCAGCGGCAGUCCUCCGUUCUCCGGUUGUGAUCCUAUGAAGACCUAUAACAUCAUCCUGAGAGGAAUCGACAUGGUGGAGUUCCCCAAGAAGAUCUCCAAGAGUGCUGCCAACCUUAUCAAACGCCUCUGCAGGUUACACACGCAUACACACGAGCAUAGAGACUUCAUCAAAUGGUGCUUGCGCUGUGUGUGUGUUGCACAGGGACAACCCAUCUGAGAGGGUGGGGAACCAGAAGAACGGGGUGAAGAACAUCCAAAAACACAAGUGGUUUGAAUGUUUUAACUGGGAGGGACUCCGACAGGCAACUCUGGCCCCUCCCUUCACUCUUACUGUGAAGGGUCCACUGGCAACUUUGACUGUUUCUCUGAUGACAACGAGGACCUGCCCCCAGAUGAGGAGUCUGGCUGGGAUCUAGAGUUCUGACUUAAAAACACACACUGAGUAUACAAAACAUUAGGAACAUUAGAAUGGUGGUGGACCAUUCUUGAUAGACACAGGAAACUGUUGAACAUGAAAAACCCAGCAGCAUUGCAGAUCGUGACACAAACCGGUGUG
Messenger RNA from Oncorhynchus gorbuscha (pink salmon), 1065 nucleotides. RefSeq names its product cGMP-dependent protein kinase 1-like. NCBI's taxonomy places the organism in Eukaryota, Metazoa, Chordata, Actinopteri, Salmoniformes, Salmonidae. The record is from RefSeq and is a predicted model, not a curated record. The coding region runs from base 1 to 726 and encodes 241 amino acids. The transcript is spliced from 7 exons. Gene Ontology annotation, molecular function: ATP binding; protein kinase activity. Gene Ontology annotation, biological process: protein phosphorylation.